Myotis brandtii (Brandt's bat) is the source of this 3707-nucleotide messenger RNA. RefSeq names its product syntaxin binding protein 1 (gene STXBP1). Gene Ontology annotation, biological process: neurotransmitter secretion; vesicle-mediated transport; intracellular protein transport. Bases 10 to 1779 code for a protein of 589 amino acids. Lineage: Eukaryota; Metazoa; Chordata; Mammalia; Chiroptera; Vespertilionidae. The record is from RefSeq and is a predicted model, not a curated record. Gene Ontology annotation, molecular function: syntaxin binding. Gene Ontology annotation, cellular component: plasma membrane; secretory granule. The transcript is spliced from 20 exons.
GAGAAGAUCAUGCAUGAUGUGAUAAAGAAGGUAAAGAAGAAGGGGGAGUGGAAGGUGCUGGUGGUGGAUCAGCUGAGCAUGAGGAUGCUCUCCUCCUGCUGUAAGAUGACGGACAUCAUGACCGAGGGGAUAACGAUUGUGGAAGACAUCAACAAGUGCAGGGAGCCACUGCCCAGCCUGGAGGCUGUGUACCUCAUCACUCCGUCAGAGAAGUCUAUCCGCUCCCUCAUGAAUGACUUUAAGGACCCACCGACUGCUAAGUACCGGGCUGCCCAUGUCUUCUUCACUGACUCUUGUCCAGAUGCCUUGUUUAACGAGCUGGUAAAAUCUCGAGCAGCCAAAGUCAUCAAGACUCUGACGGAAAUCAACAUUGCGUUUCUCCCCUACGAGUCCCAGGUGUAUUCUCUGGACUCGGCUGACUCUUUCCAGAGCUUCUACAGUCCCCACAAGGCUCAGAUGAAGAAUCCUAUACUAGAGCGCCUGGCAGAGCAGAUCGCCACUCUGUGUGCCACGCUGAAGGAGUACCCAGCCGUGCGGUAUCGUGGGGAGUACAAGGACAAUGCUCUGCUGGCCCAGCUAAUCCAGGACAAGCUCGACGCCUACAAAGCUGACGACCCCACCAUGGGCGAGGGCCCAGACAAGGCUCGCUCCCAGCUCCUGAUCCUGGACCGCGGUUUCGACCCCAGUUCCCCUGUUCUUCAUGAGCUGACCUUUCAGGCUAUGAGUUACGAUCUGCUGCCUAUCGAGAAUGAUGUGUACAAGUAUGAGACGAGCGGCAUCGGAGAGGCGCGGGUGAAGGAAGUGCUUCUGGACGAGGACGACGACCUCUGGAUAACGCUGCGCCACAAGCACAUCGCAGAGGUGUCCCAGGAAGUCACCCGUUCUCUGAAAGAUUUUUCUUCCAGCAAGAGAAUGAACACGGGGGAGAAGACCACCAUGCGGGACCUGUCCCAGAUGCUGAAGAAAAUGCCCCAGUACCAGAAAGAGCUCAGCAAGUAUUCCACCCACCUGCAUCUUGCCGAGGACUGCAUGAAGCAUUACCAAGGCACCGUGGACAAGCUCUGCCGGGUGGAGCAGGACCUGGCCAUGGGCACGGAUGCUGAAGGCGAGAAGAUCAAGGACCCCAUGAGAGCCAUCGUCCCCAUUCUGCUGGACGCAAAUGUCAGCACUUACGACAAAAUCCGCAUCAUCCUCCUCUACAUCUUUCUCAAGAAUGGCAUCACUGAGGAAAACCUGAACAAACUGAUCCAGCACGCCCAGAUCCCCCCGGAGGACAGCGAGAUCAUCACCAACAUGGCGCACCUGGGCGUGCCCAUCGUCACCGACUCUACGUUGCGUCGCAGGAGCAAGCCAGAACGGAAGGAGCGCAUCAGCGAGCAGACCUACCAGCUGUCACGAUGGACCCCGAUUAUUAAAGACAUCAUGGAGGACACCAUUGAGGACAAGCUCGAUACCAAGCACUACCCUUACAUCUCUACCCGCUCCUCUGCCUCCUUCAGCACCACUGCCGUCAGCGCCCGCUAUGGGCACUGGCAUAAGAACAAGGCCCCGGGCGAGUACCGCAGUGGUCCCCGCCUCAUCAUCUUCAUCCUGGGAGGCGUGAGCCUGAGCGAGAUGCGCUGCGCCUACGAGGUGACCCAGGCCAACGGCAAGUGGGAAGUGCUGAUAGGUUCUACUCACAUUCUUACUCCCACCAAAUUUCUCAUGGACCUGAGACACCCCGACUUCAGGGAGUCCUCUAGGGUAUCUUUUGAGGAUCAGGCUCCAACAAUGGAGUGAGAGCCAAAGAAACAAAGAUCCACGCAGAUUCUCACCCCACAAAAACUGCUGGACACGCUGAAGAAACUGAAUAAAACAGAUGAAGAAAUAAGCACUUAAAACAAUAAGCUGCCCCUCCAAAAAGUGAACCCCCCCCCCCCGUGCUCCGCAGCCCUGCCGCUGCCUGCUGCCCGCAGUGGUUCCUUUGCUGACCCUCUGUCCCUCCCUGCCUCCCAGCUCUGCACGCCCUAGUCGGUGCUGUUGCCGCUGCGUUCUCGUGUUUAAUGAUGCCCUCUUCUCUUUGAAACAAAAGAAAAUAAUGCAUUGUGUUUUUUUAAAAGACUGUCUUCUAUAUGUGCCCUGAGAGGAGAGGUUCGUGUGUAAGUGGCGCGCUGCUGGAGAAGUUCUGGGACUGUUCAGAUGAAUGGACACCUCCUCCCCAUUCGUUAUGAUUCCGUGACCUUGUACAUAACCUGGUGCGACAUGUGCAGAUUGCCUGAGUGUGGGAAGGCGGAUGCUUGAGUGUUUUUAAGAACUUGUCUGGGUUGUUUCUGUUCUUAUUGGGACUCAGAUGUCUGUUCCGGGAGUAUUUCAAACUGAGGCUCUCUCUGUCCACUCCAGUUCCCACGCGCCAGGGCCUGCUCUCAUCAGGUAGGCUGGGCAGGGAGGCCCAGGUGGCAUCUCGGAGGCUGGAGCUGGAACCCACCUCUUUGCUUUCCUCAGUGGCCCAUAUCCCCAGUGCUGUGGCUGUGGGUGGGGGCUGGUGUUCAGCUUGUCACCGUGCCCUCCCUGGCUGCAUCCACAGCGCUGUGACCCUGAGGGAAGUCGCUCUGUGGUCUAAGUCACUGCCCAAACCAGUAAGGAGCAAGCUCCCCCUGGAGACCUUGGUCUCCUGGAGAAGGGGUUAGGCCUGAUCUUUUGACCAGAGAAGCUCUUUCUUAGUGGAGUCAGCCUGGGAGAGCUCAGGGGUCAGGAAGGGACUAGAACAGAGUGGGCUCUGCAGGACGCUAUCAGAGGGCCUUCCCUGUAGAGAGGGCCCGUCCCCUAAGACGUCCAAUGGCUGGGAUCAUAGCCCAAGGGAUGUAUACAGACCGUUGCCCACUCAGAUGACCCUCAGUGGAAGAUACUUCCUGAUAUUUUAUUUUUUGUAGUGCGGGGUCAUAUGUUGUUGUGCUUGUAGAGAAAAUGAUCAUUUUAUUCCCUGUAUAAAAACCUAGCUGUAUAAAACUUAGCUCUAAUGCAAAACUUAAAGAAGCAAAUGCAGGCAGGAUGUCUCGUCAUCCUCAAGACUCAGCAGUUCUCGUUCCUGGGAGUGAGCACACCGUUUGUUCUGCUGCUGUUGUCAUGAAAUAUAAUGACAGUGGAAGUCACAAAAAUGUCCCCUGUCCAGCCCCCGCCACCCUUUUACUCCUGCAGACCGCGUGUAUAUUCCUGUCUCGUGAUGUCGUUGCAAACGUGGUGUGUGCUAGUUUAACUCGCCCGCUCUCCUUUCAGAACAUGUCCCUCGCCCGCCCGGUAGAUGCCUGUGGUGUCCUCUCCUCACGGCUUGGAAACCUCUCUCCCCUUUGCACUCAGAUUAGUUUGCAGGUCUGUCUCCCCUCUCCCCUUAAGACAUCUUAUUUCCUUAGGACAGAGCUGUAGGUACUUGCAUUGGUUGGUUUCUUACUGUUACUGCUUGUUUUGUCCCCUCCCUGUGACCAAUGCUCAUGCUUCAGGACCUUGUUUGUUGAACAUGUUGGUUUUCCUUUCUCUGUUAUUUAUAGAAACAUAAUUUAUCAAAAGGAUAUUUUAAAAAUCUAGUCUGUCUUGAAACUUGUUUACCUUGAAAUUAUCAGAAUCUCAGUGUUUGAAAGUAUUGAAGCACAAACAUGUAUCAUCUCUGUACUGUUCUGUACUAAAGUACUUGAGUCUAAUAAAUGAAUAAUUUGGCGCCCACUCAUGGUGUCCAA